UUGGACUACAGGUGAAAAGUUUUCUGGACUACAAGUGAAAUGUCUGCCCCGGCUGGCCGUCCGGACCAGGAGCACUUUGAGAAAUUAUUCACCGUGUUUGACUGCUCUCCGCCGGACGACGUGUCCCACGCCCGGCUGCUGUGGAGCUCGCUGUCCCUCCUCCCGCCGCUGGAGUCCCGGCUGGUGUCCUCGGACAUCCGACAGAGGCUGCCGGUGUCGCGGCCGCAGCGCACCACCACCACCACCACCACCACCACCGGCCCCAAACAGCCGAGUUUAGAGCCCGGUCUCCGGCUGGAGGAGAGGCGGCGGUACGCGGCCAUGGCCGACCAGAGGAGGGAGACCAUGGCUCUGCUGAGGCGGCAGAGGGAGCAGAGGAUGCAGAAGGAGCUGGUGUCUCUGGACUUCAACCCGAAGAUGAAGUCCAAGCUGCUGAAACCUCCAGAGUCCGAGACGGAAGAGGAGCUGGUGAAGCAGCUGCAGUAGAAACACUGAGAAGAAGUGACUGUAAACAUGACUGUAAACACUAUUUUAAUCCAAGCAGAUUAAGUUGGACAUGUUUUGUUUCUAAAUAGGAUGAAUUCUCCAUGAAGUCUGGUGUUGAGGCUGAAUACUGCACAUAUUAUAGCUGUAAAGUGGACUGAAGAUGAGUGAAU
Molecule: messenger RNA, 656 nt
Organism: Anoplopoma fimbria (sablefish)
Lineage: Eukaryota; Metazoa; Chordata; Actinopteri; Perciformes; Anoplopomatidae
Gene: hoatz
Product: HOATZ cilia and flagella associated protein
Exons: 1
Coding region: 40-486 (148 amino acids)
Biological process (GO): cilium assembly
Source: RefSeq, a predicted model, not a curated record